Dryobates pubescens (Downy woodpecker) is the source of this 1562-nucleotide messenger RNA. It is a transcript of the gene ATOH7, whose product is annotated as atonal bHLH transcription factor 7. Gene Ontology annotation, molecular function: protein dimerization activity. Gene Ontology annotation, biological process: neural retina development; regulation of DNA-templated transcription. The record is from RefSeq and is a predicted model, not a curated record. The transcript has a single exon. Lineage: Eukaryota; Metazoa; Chordata; Aves; Piciformes; Picidae. The coding region runs from base 115 to 570 and encodes 151 amino acids.
ACAGGUUGAAAAGCUACACAGGCUACUCACAUGAGUGCUUGCCCUGCCACUUUUUAGGUACCUGAUUUCUAAAAGGUCAUCUUUAGUUUUUGUGAAAGUGAAGCUGCAUCAAACAUGAAAACCUGUAAAUCCAGUCGCUUGGAUUCAGGCAUAGAACCAGACAUCCAGUGCAGAAGCGGGACAGACUGCAUCGUGAAGUGCAGUUCAGAGAGGAUGGAGAAUGCUGCCAAGAGAAGACUGGCUGCCAAUGCCAGGGAGAGGAGACGGAUGCAAGGGCUGAACACAGCCUUUGAUCGGUUGAGGAAGGUGGUUCCACAGUGGGGCCAAGAUAAGAAGCUGUCCAAGUAUGAAACCCUGCAGAUGGCUUUGAGUUACAUCAUGGCUCUCACUAGAAUACUUGCCGAAGCUGAAAGAUACAGUAGUGAAAGAGAAUGGCUUACCCUUCACUGUGAACACUUCCAUCCAGAGAGCUACCACCAUUACACGGGACAAAAAAUGUCAGCAGACAGUGAUGCUUACGCCCAGCGAAUAUUCAGCUAUCACCCUGAACAUUUUCAAAUAGCUAAUUAGAACUUUUUGCCAACUGAGAAUAUGCAGCAGGCCAGAUGUGUUAUUUAAUAAUUAGCAAGAAUAUUAAUCUGCUUGAAUAAGGUAAUAUUUGCAUUAUAACAGCUCAUUCUUGUUUGCAUUUUACACUAAUUUUACCAAAAAAAUUUGCUUUGAGAACUUUAAAUCAAAAUGCAUUUAACAAGAUUUAAUUUAUUUAAUGCUGAUGGAAAGCAUAUUAUUAAUUUGAAAUCUGUCUGCUAAUUGCUUCCUAGUUCAUCUAGUUCAUUUGAUUCUUCUGAUACCUAAGUUUGGGCGGUUUGGGGUUUUUGUCACUGCAGUGAAUCAUGACAAAAUUUUCUGCAGAUGAUGGGCGAAACUGACCUAUGGUGUACCUGAAGGGACUAACACCAGAAGUGAACUUCAUUACAUGGUUUUAUUUUUAUGUCAGCUUUAAAGUGAUUCUUUGGUUUGCUUUAAACUAAAUGGCUACCACGGAAAAAGUUUUCUAAUGUAUUGGAGUUCUAGUCCUCAGAGAACUAACUUUCUUAAACUUUGUAAGUUUGAUGUAUGGAUUGCAAGGUUGUGUAGGUUUGCUUUAAUCCAAUUUAUGGUGUCUCUUGUAUGCUCGAAAAAGAGCUGGUUUCAAGUCAUAAAAAGAAUGUUUUUAUUUUCAAUGGCUGUGAUUAUCUACCAUAAAUGAAAAUGCUUGUGUGAAAACAAUCUAAGCUUUUUUGUAGACUUUAAAUGUUUGGAUUUUAUUUUUUAUGUUAUCUGGAAACAACAGGUUUUGUUAAUCAUAAAUAAAAUGUUUUCUAUGAUACAUCCUCACCAACUACCUCAAAUUCCUGUUGUAGGAAUUACUAGUGGCUUUCCCGCCCCAAAUGUUACACCACUUCCAUUGUAAUCCUAGCAGUUUUGUGUGCAGAAGAAUCAGCUAGCAAAUGAUGCUUGCUUCCCAGUUAGAGUAAGAAGUGUUUGAUGUACCCUCUGAAAACCUGCCUUUAAAGGCGAGA